Messenger RNA from Prorocentrum cordatum, 847 nucleotides. The record is from the annotation of a GenBank genome assembly. Lineage: Eukaryota; Dinophyceae; Prorocentrales; Prorocentraceae.
GCCUCGUGCAGCGCAGCUCGUGCUCGGGGCACAGCGCCCGGGCGUACGUCAGCUUGCGGCCACAGGGCAGCGAGCUCGCUGGCCAGCUGAAGUACAAGCCGUGCCGGGCGUGGUCCCUGAGGCUGGCGCCCUCGCUGUCGGCCCGCGGCCUGGCGGUGCAGGCCAUGCCGACGGUCGGGGACGGCCUCAGCAAGCUGCAGUGGGCGCUGCGCGCGCGCCGUGCCGGCCUGACCCUGCGGCUCUCGCUGAAGCGCUCUGGUCUGCGCUUCACGCUGCCCCUGGAGAGCUCUGGCCGGAGGCCCUGGGGCCCGUGCCGCUGCCCGAGCUCGGCCUGGCGCUGGCGCUGUGGGCGCUGCCCCCUCUCUGCGUGCGGGCCGCGGCCGCGCUCGGGGACGCGGCCCGCGGCGCGCUGGGCAGAGCCAGAGGCGAGGGGCGACCAGCCGCGCCCGCGGCCGCGGCGGCCGGGCCCGCCGCCGCCGCCGCCGGGGGCGAGGCCUCGGCGGCCUCAGCCGCGGGGCAGCGCCUGCUGGUGGCGCCGGAGGCGGCGCGGCGAAGGGCCGAGGAGGCUGCCUGCAAGGGCCUGGAGAUACUCGCCGGCUGGUACGGCGACCCGGGGCUCGCGGGGCUGGAGCUGCCGAGCGGGCGCGCCAUCGACGUGACGGACUGCCUCAUGGCGAAGGUCCGGCGCUCGCAGCUGCACAUCAGCGAGGUCUCCAAGUCGACCCUGCUGGGCUUCCACCGCCCGUGCGGCGAGGGCGCGGACCCUGUCCUCCGGGUGCGCUACCGCUUCGGGGGCGUCGAGCACGAGCAGACGUUCGGGGACCUCGAGCCCGUGCUGCUCCCGUGA